AAGGCACGGCUCGAGUGCCUCUGGACACAAACACAAACAAUAUCAUUGCCUAGGUAAAAGAAAAAGGUAGAAGGUAGGAACGUAGGUGGGAGGUAUACUGUGAAGGCGGUCAGAUGUUCUACCCGCACUUUGCAUCAUCGUCACUCUGGUCCCCUCACUCUUUUCUUUCUUCGACUUCAUCGCUUGGAAGAUCCACAAAUCUCGAUUUUCUCUCUCUCCCAUCUCGGAUCUGUGAUCUUACCCCCCGCUCUUUUCUAUCCUCUUCCUCUGCGGCGGCAAAAUGAAGCUCACCUUCAAGGACCUGAAGCAGGAGAAGUUCGUCAUCGAUGUCGAACCUUCUGAGACUGUUCGCGAGGUCAAGGCCAAGAUCGCCCAGGAGAAGGGCGAAUAUGAGGCUGAGCGUAUGAAGGUCAUCUACUCCGGAAAAAUCCUUCAAGAUGAUAAGACGGUCGAAUCCUACAACAUCCAAGAAAAGGAUUUCCUAGUUUGCUUGCCUUCGAAGCCCAAGGCCGCCCCUGCUUCCUCCCAGCCUAAACCCCCCUCGACUCCCGCUGCCCGAGCUCCUGCGUCGACCCCAGCUGCUCCUCCCGCUCCUCAGGCUUCCUCUACCGCUGCCCCAGCUGUUCCCGCUACCCCUACUCCGGCCAGUGCGACACAGUCCAGUGGACCCGCCUUUGGAGAUCCCUCUGCUCUCGCCAUGGGUUCUGCUGCCGAGGGCGCAGUUGCUCAGAUGGAGGCUAUGGGUUUCGCACGAAGCGAUAUCGACCGUGCCAUGCGCGCUGCAUUCUUCAACCCUGACCGUGCCAUUGAAUACCUCUUGACUGGUAUCCCCGAUAACAUCCAGGAACAGCAGCAGCAGCAACAACAGCAAGAAGCGGCAGCACCGGCUCCUGCUGCUGAUGCCCCUGCUCCUUCCGGCGGCGAAGAGCCUCUUAACCUGUUUGAAGCCGCCGCUCAGGCCGGUGAAGGUGGUGGCCGUGGUGCUCGCGGUGCUGGGGCUGGUGCUGGUGCUGGGGCUGGUGGUGACGCUGCAAGCCUGGAGUUCCUCCGCAGCAAUCCCCACUUCCAACAGCUCCGUCAGCUCGUCCAGCAGCAACCCCACAUGCUUGAGCCUAUCCUGCAACAGGUCGCUGCCGGGAAUCCCCAAAUUGCGUCUCUCAUCGGACAGAACUCCGAUCAGUUCCUUCAGCUUCUCGGUGAGGAUAUUGACGAAGAGGAGGGAUCUUUGCCGCCUGGUGCGCAGGCCAUUUCGGUUACGGAGGAAGAGCGGGAUGCCAUUGAACGAUUGUGCCGUCUGGGCUUCCCUCGGGACCACGUCAUCCAGGCCUAUUUCGCCUGCGACAAGAACGAAGAGUUGGCCGCCAACUUCCUCUUCGACCAACCGGACGAGGAUGAGGAGUAAAUUUGAUUUUCUUGCCUUUUAAAAGAAACGUCUGCUUGCUUUUUCUCCUCCCGAUACGUCCUCCUCUCCUCCGUUAUGUUCUUGAUGAAUACCUCCAAGCAUGCUGCUUUGAUUCCCCUGUCUCUCCCCCUUUCCCAUGAAUAUGAACCAGAAUCAGAUCAGAAUCAGAAUCAGUACUCAGCCUGGCGUCUUGUUCCUCACUUGUGGACUUGGCUUUCUUGCAUUCUCCUGUUUCCCUCCGACUUCGACUCCGACUCCCGUCACGACUGUCAUGUAUCUAACUAAUGGGUCAAUGGGACUUGUUGGCUGAUUAAGA
Molecule: messenger RNA, 1718 nt
Organism: Penicillium canescens
Lineage: Eukaryota; Fungi; Ascomycota; Eurotiomycetes; Eurotiales; Aspergillaceae
Product: putative UV excision repair protein (RadW)
Exons: 7
Coding region: 281-1402 (373 amino acids)
Biological process (GO): proteasome-mediated ubiquitin-dependent protein catabolic process; nucleotide-excision repair
Cellular component (GO): cytosol; nucleoplasm
Molecular function (GO): proteasome binding; ubiquitin binding; damaged DNA binding
Source: RefSeq, a predicted model, not a curated record